AUGAAGAUCUUCCUGCUGAUUGUCCUGCUGUUCUCUGCUUUGACAGAUAUUUUGUGCCAGAACGUCAGUCCUGAUGAGGAUAACUGGAUGAGUGACAGGUAUCCAGGCGAGGUAAAUGUGCUGGAGUCUGAUCUACAGACGAUGUUGGAAAGGGUCAGCCGAGCACCUGGACUACAACAGGUUUUCGGUCUAAUGGGGAAAAGAUCAUCUGCAAAAUCACAGAUAACACGAAGACGGCAGAAAUUCCAGACUUUUGUGGGUUUAAUGGGAAAACGGAAUGUGGUUGAACCAGGAUCCUUCUAGAGAAAAGACGAGCGCUGUGACUUUGUUGAAGCUUUUAACAUGCACCUAAUUUUGGUCCAAACUGAUAAUGCUCUGUUCUGAAAUAAAUAAAUUAAAAAUAAAAACAAGAUAAUAG
Onychostoma macrolepis is the source of this 418-nucleotide messenger RNA. RefSeq names its product protachykinin. Lineage: Eukaryota; Metazoa; Chordata; Actinopteri; Cypriniformes; Cyprinidae. Bases 1 to 303 code for a protein of 100 amino acids. Gene Ontology annotation, biological process: tachykinin receptor signaling pathway. The record is from RefSeq and is a predicted model, not a curated record. The transcript is spliced from 5 exons.